Messenger RNA from Chelonoidis abingdonii (Abingdon island giant tortoise), 1650 nucleotides. It is a transcript of the gene PSMC1, whose product is annotated as proteasome 26S subunit, ATPase 1. The record is from RefSeq and is a predicted model, not a curated record. Gene Ontology annotation, molecular function: ATP binding; ATP hydrolysis activity. Lineage: Eukaryota; Metazoa; Chordata; Testudines; Testudinidae.
CACUCUCUUCGCGGCCGCGCUUGGCCUUUCCUAGGCUCCGUAGCGGCCCCGCCUCUGUCUCUAUCUGUCCCUUCUCGGCCCCCAUACGCCGCGGCGCUUGUGUUGGUGGGUGCAGGAUGGGUCAAAGUCAAAGUGGUGGACAUGGUCCUGGUGGUGGCAAGAAGGAUGACAAGGAUAAGAAGAAGAAAUAUGAACCUCCAGUUCCAACUAGAGUGGGGAAAAAGAAGAAGAAAACAAAGGGACCAGAUGCAGCCAGCAAACUCCCACUGGUGACACCUCACACACAAUGCAGACUCAAAUUGUUGAAAUUAGAGAGAAUUAAAGAUUACCUACUUAUGGAGGAAGAAUUUAUCAGAAAUCAGGAACAGAUGAAACCUUUGGAAGAAAAGCAAGAGGAAGAGAGAUCAAAGGUGGAUGAUCUGAGAGGAACCCCAAUGUCUGUAGGUACCCUGGAGGAGAUUAUUGAUGAUAAUCACGCUAUAGUGUCUACAUCAGUGGGAUCUGAACACUAUGUCAGUAUUUUGUCUUUUGUGGACAAAGAUCUUCUAGAACCAGGCUGCUCUGUUUUGCUCAAUCAUAAGGUUCAUGCGGUGAUAGGAGUCCUGAUGGAUGACACAGAUCCUUUAGUAACAGUGAUGAAAGUGGAGAAGGCCCCUCAGGAGACUUACGCUGACAUUGGUGGCCUUGACAACCAGAUUCAAGAAAUUAAGGAGUCUGUGGAGCUUCCUCUCACCCAUCCUGAGUAUUACGAAGAGAUGGGUAUAAAGCCUCCCAAAGGAGUAAUUCUGUAUGGCCCACCUGGCACAGGUAAAACCUUACUAGCCAAAGCAGUGGCAAACCAGACCUCAGCAACCUUUCUGAGAGUUGUUGGCUCCGAGCUUAUACAGAAGUACCUAGGUGAUGGUCCAAAACUUGUCCGUGAAUUGUUCCGCGUAGCUGAGGAGCAUGCUCCAUCGAUCGUCUUUAUUGAUGAAAUAGAUGCCAUUGGUACAAAGAGAUAUGACUCAAAUUCUGGUGGUGAAAGAGAGAUCCAGCGUACGAUGCUGGAGUUGCUGAACCAGUUAGAUGGGUUUGAUUCCCGUGGGGAUGUGAAAGUUAUCAUGGCCACAAACAGAAUAGAAACAUUGGAUCCAGCCUUAAUCAGGCCAGGGCGUAUUGAUAGGAAAAUUGAGUUCCCCUUACCAGAUGAAAAGACCAAGAAGCGCAUCUUUCAGAUUCACACAAGCAGGAUGACUUUGGCAGAUGAUGUAACUUUAGAUGAGCUCAUUAUGGCUAAAGAUGAUCUGUCUGGCGCAGAUAUUAAGGCCAUUUGCACAGAAGCUGGUUUGAUGGCUUUGAGAGAACGCAGAAUGAAAGUAACUAAUGAAGACUUCAAAAAAUCAAAAGAGAAUGUUCUCUAUAAGAAACAAGAAGGCACCCCAGAGGGGCUUUAUCUUUAGGGACUUCUCUCUCUCAAAAUACCUGAAACGGCAACAGAUGUUUCACUGGCCUCAGCAUAACAUCUUAGCCUCUAAGCAUGGACUGUGUUUAGUUGUAAGUCUAUAAAAUACUUAUUCAAUUAAAAAAAAAUCAAUUCUGAAACAAAAUGUUUUAUUUAGAAAAUGUCUGUCAACACAUCAGACAUGUAUUAAAUUGCCUAGUUACCUAUUA